This is a messenger RNA of Theileria orientalis strain Shintoku, 2025 nucleotides long. RefSeq lists its product as uncharacterized. Gene Ontology annotation, biological process: cytoplasmic stress granule assembly. The record is from RefSeq and is a predicted model, not a curated record. Gene Ontology annotation, molecular function: RNA binding. Bases 1 to 2025 code for a protein of 674 amino acids. Lineage: Eukaryota; Apicomplexa; Aconoidasida; Piroplasmida; Theileriidae. Gene Ontology annotation, cellular component: cytoplasmic stress granule. The transcript is spliced from 9 exons.
AUGUAUCGUAACACGAAUCCUGGUCUUUCUUCUACCAACCCCGGCCCAUUUAAGCACGAUAAAAAACUUUCUUAUUUCCUGAAAAUAAAUGACGAACGUAUGGCACUCGUUAUGUCUUCUUUGAUCGACAGGGAAGUUGAAGUUAACCUUGAAGAUGGGACGCAAGUCAAGGGAAUAUUUAACUCCUUUGAUCCGGCUAGUAGAGGAGUCAACAAAGCUAUUGACAUAGCAAUUAAUUCGUACGUAACCAAUGGCGUAAGUUUAAAUCCACAUAAUCGUAAACCGCAGACCGAUAAAAGGACGAUGAAGCCAAUGAUCGUAUGCGGAACUGAAUAUCACUUUUUCUCGUCACAUGGAAUCGCUAAAAGUUUGUUUAAGACCAGGGAGCAUAAGCCUCUGUCGGCGAAGAGGAGUCCUACAAAAUUUAAGACUGAUACGGAGAUAUCAUCAUCGAAACAGACCAGCAUAAACCCGGUCUUGACAGAGUGGAGGCCCACCGAAUCCGUCGACGAGUCGCAGUUGGUGGAACUGGACAAGGUCGAAGGGGAACAAUGGGACCAGUUUGAGACGAACAGGAAUGAAUACGGAGUGGUGUCCACCUUUGACGAAAAUAUGUACACAACCUCUCUUGACCUGAACGAGGUACCAGACAGCGUAAAAGAACGCGCCGAGAAGUUGGCCGCGGAGAUCGAAGGCGGCACCGAUACCAAUUACGCGAAGGUCGAGUCACUUCUCGAGGACGAGGAUGCCGUGGAAACGGAGUCUCCAGCAGUUAAGAGCUCAGAAGAGUCGAAAGAAGUAAAGGAGGAAGACCCUAAGGAAGUGAGGGAAAGGCACCAGGAGUCUUCAAAUGGUACUGUACUAAGACUCACAAUGCGCUCAGAUAAACUGGAUACCGAUAGGCAUACUCCGUCAUCUAAGCCGAAGCAGGAGAAGCAAACGCAGCAAAUUGGAGUCAACGCUCUUAACAUUGAGCCCACGAACCUGAAGCCCGACUCUUUCAGAUUCGGAUUCAGCGAAAGGAAGAACAAGUACUCAUUGGAGCAGGAGAAAAAGGAGAAGUUUGAGGCACCACCGCCGGCACCCAAGCCCCACGACAAACAGCUGUACGUUCCCAUCCUGAAGGCGCAUCCUUACAAUCACUUUAGGACCUCCCCACACGGAGACACGAUGAAGCAGGUGCCUGAGCACGCGAAAGAAGCCGCAAGGGAACCCCACAAGGAGCCCUUUACAGUCACUGUAAAGGAAACGCCGAGAGAACACCCCAGGGAGUCUCUGAGGACUUCUCCAAAAGAAGGCCUGAAGGAUGUCCAGAGGGAAUCGGCGAGGGAGUCCCCCAAGGAAACCUUCAAAUUCACAGCCAAGAAGUCGUUUAAGUUUAAUCCGAACGCUUCAACGUUCACGCCAACCCUCGUUACAGCUAAGACGCCCUCAAUGCCCUCGGAUCAGACUCCGCUCUCGAGUCCAGCCAUAAGUCCACUGGCCAUACAGCAGGCUAAAUUCGAGUUCAGGCCCUUCAACCCGAUGAAACGAUUUCCGAGACUCGACUUCAGGAGCGCCAGAACCGUCGAAAGCUCCAGGUUCAGCGACCACGAUGUAUAUGGUUACAAGUGGGAGGUGGACCCCAGCCUAAGCUACCGUGACGUCUUCGGCGACCUGAACCCUCUCUUCGUGCACCAUCACCACGUGCCCAUGAAGCCUCCGAAUCAGAUGGUUCCGCCGGGCCAGCCUGGCCCUGCGAUGAUGCCGCCCGGCGCCCCUAUGAACUACCCGCCCUACCACGUUGGGACGAUGCCAGUCGGAAUGGUGCCGUACGGACCUCAGGUCCACCCGCGGCUCUACAACGGGGUCCCCUACAACCACAUGGGACCCGCACCCAUGCCCAGGAGGGGCCACCCCCCCUUAAACCCCCGCUAUGGCCAUUCCAGUCCUCUGCCCAACGACCAGUACAUGAACACUCGGGCCCACGACCACUACGACGACAAGGCCAAGGGGUAUAUGGGCCACAUGAAGCAUAAGAAGUGA